Molecule: messenger RNA, 687 nt
Organism: Lingula anatina
Lineage: Eukaryota; Metazoa; Brachiopoda; Lingulata; Lingulida; Lingulidae
Product: protein lin-52 homolog
Biological process (GO): regulation of DNA-templated transcription
Cellular component (GO): DRM complex
Source: RefSeq, a predicted model, not a curated record
UGAGAAUCCGGGUCGCAUAAAUGGCGUCAGCAAGUGCGGACAGCGAUCUGGACCUAGAUCAGUCAUUGCUGAGUUUUGAGAGACUUGACAGAGCUUCUCCUGACCUCUGGCCAGAGCAAAUACCUGGGGUCUUGGAAUUUGCUGCUGUUAAAAGUCCUGGAUCUGGUUCCAAUACUCCAGCAAAAUGGAUGGCAGACUUAGAAAAGGAUGAUAUAGACAUGUUGCAAGAGUUUGGCAGCCUGACCACAUCUCAGUUGAUGGACAAAGUGCGUGGACUACAGAAUCUUGCCUACCAGUUAGGAUUGGAUGAAGCUCGAGAAAUGACAAGGGGGAAGUUUUUGAACAUACUGGAGAAACCAGAUAAAAGAUGACAUAAACUAGACUACCAGUGACAUUUGGAAUAGUAACAGACAAUUUUACAAUGUGCAUUUGCCAGACAAUAGACCAAGUACAGUUACAAUCAUGGAUAUUGUAUAUCCCAGUUAUUUUAAUCCAGGUUUUUUUUUUCAAGAGUGGAAGCAACAGGAAUGUUGUGAAGAGAUUGUGUCAAGUGUUUUAUUUGACAAUUUUGGUAUUCAGUGAAGAAACAGCUAGAGCAUGAUGUCCCAGCAUUAUUAGGCAUUAAUAAUUAUAUGUAUAACAUGCAAAUGGUGUCAUGUGUAAUAAAUUUUAUAGAUGAAAUUUUAG